Messenger RNA from Nanorana parkeri, 2106 nucleotides. It is a transcript of the gene SETDB2, whose product is annotated as SET domain bifurcated 2. Gene Ontology annotation, biological process: heterochromatin organization; negative regulation of gene expression. Gene Ontology annotation, cellular component: nucleus. Gene Ontology annotation, molecular function: protein binding; DNA binding; zinc ion binding. The coding region runs from base 1 to 2076 and encodes 691 amino acids. The record is from RefSeq and is a predicted model, not a curated record. The transcript is spliced from 13 exons. NCBI's taxonomy places the organism in Eukaryota, Metazoa, Chordata, Amphibia, Anura, Dicroglossidae.
AUGCACAUCACUUACGGGUCCAAUGAUCGGCGGAGAGAUUCGCGGCUAGAAGCCGCUGAUCUUUCCUCCGAUUAUAUCAGGGAAGACCCUCACACGAGGGACAGUGGAGCCUGGGAAGCCAACGGCGACAUCGACGAGCAUGCACUGCAAAAUAGUAAAACAAAAUCAUUCUGGCUAGAUCAGCAAGCACAGGGGAAGGUGGACAUAAUAUUUAAAAAAGUAGAGAAGAAAUUAAGGCUGCUGUGGCAAAAAAUCAAAGAUGGGUCUGCAACAGACAAAGAAUACUCAAGUGCCUACCUGUUGGUGAGUGAAGACGUUUUACUAGCUCAAGAAUCUUAUGACUGCAAUAAAAAUACAGUUGAACUGCCAAAAAAUGAGGAUCAAUCACCAGAAAGGUGUAAAGAAGAGGUGACAGGCCCAGACCCUGAUGUAUCUGACACACCUUUACCGUUCAUCACACAACAUGUUUGUUUUUUGGAACAUACCUGUAGAGAGACAUGCCUCUCUGAAGUUAAUCCAUACUUCAACAGAAGAGGAAAUCCACUCCGGUUCCCGCUCCUGUGUCAAUUCCAUCGGUGGCAUGCCAAGUCUGACCUUCUUUCCCGGCAGUUGGAUGUCAUCUACAAAGCCCCUUGUGGAAAGAGUCUGCGAAACUAUGAAGAUGUGCAUUCUUACCUCUUUGAGACAAAGUGUCACUUUUUAUUUCUGGACUAUUUUUCAUUCAACACUUUCCUUCAGCUGGAGAGAAAGCCAGUGACGGAUCCAGCAGUUCAGGAAGCAGAUAUAAGCAGAGAUGUGGAGCUGGUGCCAGUCUCCCUCUGCAAUGAGAUUGAUGACACCAAACCAUCUCCUUUUACAUAUAGGAAGAGCCCAUGGCCGCGGGGAUACUUUGUUAAUAAUUUUACCGACCUUUUUAUCGGAUGCUGUGACUGUACAGAUGGCUGUUUAGAUGUGUCAACAUGUACAUGUUUGCAACUGACAGCCAAAGCAUAUAAUAAUUAUGUGUCAUCACCCAAGCAGAUGCCUACAAAUGGUUAUAAGUAUAAACGCCUCCAGGUUCCUAUUCCCACUGGGCUAUAUGAAUGUAAUGUUUCUUGUAAAUGUGAUCGAAGAAUGUGUCAGAACCGGGUUGUACAGCACGGUCUUCAAGUCCGACUUCAGGUGUACAAAACCAUAGAGAAAGGCUGGGGGGUGCGCUGUCUGGAUGAUAUUGACAAAGGGACCUUUGUGUGCAUCUAUGCAGGCAAGUUGCAUCUUUAUAUUCAGGAUUUAAGUCAGAUUUUAAUGAAUUCUUCAAAUGUAAACACACAGGAUACCAGUCCAUGUGUGAAGCCCGCUUCCAUUUUUUCUAAAAGAAAACGUCCCAUUUCCCUCUCGGACUCUGAGGUCACUAAUCCUCCACCAAAUUCUUCCAGCAGACAGAAGCCUGGAGAUACUCGAGUAACUUCAGGCUCAAGUCAUCAACCUAAAAUCACAAUCAGAAACAAAAUAAGCCGAUAUCAAGUAGGAAAUACAGGCCUUCCAUCUGUUAAAAGACCUAAAACCAAGACUGCCAUUCUCCAGCAACGCAGAAGGCGGCUCAUGGAAAAGGGUGCGGUCACAGUGCAGCACAGUUCUGAUGAAGAGGAGUUUGUCAUACCUGUCAGUUCUCCAAAACCAAUGCACACAAGCUGCUUAGGACAUGAAGGAGGAGAUGCUGAGAAGACAGAUGCAGGUUAUUUAUCAGAUAAUAGCACCUUGUCUAUACAGUCCACUGAGACUCAGCGGUCUGCUUGUAAACAAAAGGAUGCCCUUCAACACCCAGAGAGCGAAGAAAAUAUUUGGGUCUUAGAUGCUUCGAAGGAAGGGAACGUGGCACGAUUUCUAAAUCAUAGCUGUUUACCAAACCUAUUUGUACAACCCGUGUUUGUAGAAACGCAUUCAAAGAAAUUCCCCUGGGUGGCAUUUUUUACGAAGAGCUACCUAAAAGCUGGGACUGAACUAACCUGGGAUUACAACUACAAUACUGGGAGCGUUCCUGAAGAGGAGAUUCCAUGCCUGUGUGGACAAAAAACAUGCCAAAAUAUAACUGUUUGACUAUUUAAAUAUUCAAAAGCUUCAAGUACA